Messenger RNA from Aspergillus melleus, 1449 nucleotides. Its product is annotated as Ras-GEF domain-containing protein. Gene Ontology annotation, biological process: Ras protein signal transduction; positive regulation of GTPase activity. The coding region runs from base 1 to 1449 and encodes 482 amino acids. Lineage: Eukaryota; Fungi; Ascomycota; Eurotiomycetes; Eurotiales; Aspergillaceae. The record is from RefSeq and is a predicted model, not a curated record. Gene Ontology annotation, cellular component: plasma membrane. The transcript has 3 exons. Gene Ontology annotation, molecular function: guanyl-nucleotide exchange factor activity.
AUGGAGGAUUCGUCCACGUGUUCUACUGCCUCCGGGCGACGGCCUUUUCGAUAUUCGUCCAGCUCGGGUUCGAUUGACCUACCGUGGUUUUUGCAUCUGGAUCACGAAGAUGAGGUCGUCUACGAUAUCACGGAGAGUCAGCAGACAGUCAAAAGCGGCACGUUGACUGGGCUGGUCGAGCAAUUGACGCGUCACGACCGAUUGGAUUCCUCGUUCAACGAGACGUUUCUAAUCACAUUUAAUACGUUCAUGAUAGCCCCAGAGCUGUUUGAUAUGCUCGUUCAGAGGUUCUAUAUUAAACCACCUGAGGAGCUAGAUGAAACAGAACUGGAUCAAUGGAUGGAGCAUAAGCAGCAUGCUAUCCGUCUACGAGUCAUCAAUGUACUGCGCAACUGGCUCGAGCGGUUCUGGAUGGAACCCGAUAACGAAGACACGAGAAACUUUCUACGACACGCGUACACCCUAAUUAAGGAUUCGCCAGAGAUGAUGGCCACGCCGACAUCGUCGCAUCUGCUCACUGUCGUUGAUCAGCGCUUACAAGGCCAGCACUCCCUCCGGCGACUCAUUCGCACUCCAACAUCCUCUGCGCCACCUCCCAUGGUCCCCAAGAACAUGAAGAAGAUGAAGUUACUCGACCUCGAGCCGGUCGAGUGUGCGCGUCAACUCACGAUCCUCGAAUCAGGGUUCCACGGCCGGAUCAAGCUCUCCGACUGUCUGAACAAAGGAUGGCAGAGACGAGGCCCUGAUAAUUCGGACCCGUCAACGGCAGUGAACGCCAUGAUCUUGCAUUCCAAUCAGCUAGCAAACUGGGUCGGCGAGACCAUCCUUUCGCAGAGUAAUAUGAAGAAGCGCGUGGCGAUGAUGAAAUACUUUGUGAAUGUUGCCGAGGAAUGCUGCAAUUUCAAUAACUUCGCCACCUUAAUGUCCAUUAUCUCCGGACUGGGCUUAACGCCCGUCUACCGCCUCCGAUUCACCUGGAGCCAAGUCAGUCGACGAACGCUCGCCACUCUCGACGACCUCCGGCAGCUCAUGAGCAGCUCCAGAAACUUUGUACAGUACCGCGAGACAUUACGCGACAGUGAACCACCCUGCGUCCCUUUCCUCGGAAUCUACCUAACAGACCUAACAUUCCUCGAAGACGGCAUCCCUAACCAUACCUCCACAGGCCACAUCAACUUCACGAAACGCGCCAAAACUGCCUCCAUUCUCCACGACCUCCAACAACACCAAAUCACCUCCUAUCCCUUCCAACCCGUCCCCGAACUCCAGGACUUCCUAACUGCCGGGAUCCGGUCUGCAAAAGACGUACAUGAGAUGUACGAUCGGAGUCUAGAUCUUGAACCGAGACAGCAAGGCGAGGAGGAUUUGCCGGGAGGGAGUGAUGUCGGGUAUGUGGCGACAGGGAGUCAUAUGAGUUCUGUGGUUAUUGCUAGUAUGGUGCUGAAGUAA